UAUAACUCACCUCACCCCCACAUCACAGCCACAGUAAGAGAGUGACUGAAGUGAAGUGAGCCUGAACCAUGGACAAUUCCCAAUUCGACGUGAUCAUCAUCGGUGCCGGCGUCAUUGGUAGCGCAACCGCCUACCAAGCCGCCAAAAGGGGUCUCAAAACCCUCCUCCUCGAACAAUUCGACUUCCUCCACCACCGUGGCUCCUCCCACGGUGAAUCCCGCACCAUCCGCGUCACCUACCCCCAGCACUACUACAUCCCCCUCGUCCUCACCUCCUACAACCUAUGGCAACAAGCCCAGGCCCAAAUCGGCUACAACGUCCUGUUCAAGGCGCAGCACUUUGACAUGGCCCCCUCCGAUGACCCCAUCAUUCACGCUCUCGUCGAGAAUUGCAAGCGCUACAACAUCCCCCAUGAACUCCUCAACCGCCGCCAGCUCGCCGAGAAGCUCCCCGGAAAACUCGACAUCCCGGACGACUGGGUUGUCCUCUCCAACGAGUACGGCGGUAUCAUCAAGCCCACCAAAGCCGUCGCCAUGUUCCAGACGCUCGCCCACAAACUCGGCGCCGUGCUCAAGGACAACGCCGAGGUGAUCGACAUCAAGAAAGAACGAGACGCCGGUGUCGCGGUCUUCACAGGCGGUGGUGAAGUAUUUCGCGGCAAGAAAUGCGUGAUCACCGCCGGAGCGUGGGUGAACAAGUUGGUUAAGAAGGUAGGUGGGUUUGAAUUACCCAUUCAGCCCCUGGAGACUCAUGUUUCGUACUGGAGGAUAAAAGAGGGGCAUGAGGGUAAAUUCGUAAUUGGAGGUGAUUUUCCGACAUUUGCUAGCUUUGGGAAAGUUUAUGUGUACGGAACGCCAACGUUGGAGUUUCCGGGUUUGAUUAAGGUGGCGGUGCAUGCGGGUCGGGCGUGUGACCCGGAUAAGAGGCCGUGGGGCCCGAGUGUGAUGCUGGGUGAGCUGAGGGAGUGGUUGCAAGGGAGAUUUUCCGGUGCGGUGGAUUCCAGUGAGCCUGUGGUGAGGCAAUCUUGCCUGUAUUCUAUGACUCCUGAUGAGGAUUUUGUGAUGGAUUUCUUGGGUGGGUCGUUUGGGAAGGAUGUGGUGGUGGGUGGCGGGUUUUCGGGUCAUGGGUUCAAGAUGGCUCCGGUUAUUGGGAAGAUUCUGACUGAUCUUGCUGUGGAUGGGGGAACCAAAGAGGUUGACAUGAAGUACUUCACCAUUCAGAGGUUCAAAGUAGCUUCUAAGAUUUAGGUGGGUGUGUGCUCUUGUAUGUUCUAUGAUAAUAAAAUUCUAGUCUUUAUUUUUCAUGCAUGUUUCAAAUGUAGGCAAUUAGCUAGGGAUUGAAUGUUGUUUCCAUAAUCACACCUUUUCUCAUGUAAUGUAGUAUCCUUGUUUACUGGGUGUGAUGAGACAUGUUGAUCCCUUCCAAUUGGCAAAGUCAUGAUUCAAAAGUGUUUGGCUGCUAGGAUUUUGUCAUUGGUGUGCUUUAUUAGUUAAUUAAUAUAAUGAGAAAUAAUUGUUCA
Messenger RNA from Lotus japonicus, 1519 nucleotides. RefSeq names its product probable sarcosine oxidase. Gene Ontology annotation, molecular function: flavin adenine dinucleotide binding; sarcosine oxidase activity. The transcript has a single exon. The coding region runs from base 69 to 1247 and encodes 392 amino acids. The record is from RefSeq and is a predicted model, not a curated record. NCBI's taxonomy places the organism in Eukaryota, Viridiplantae, Streptophyta, Magnoliopsida, Fabales, Fabaceae.